GUCCAUCUAGCAGCUGUAAAACUACGUGCUUUUAGGUCGGAUGUGUAGAAUAGCGAAUUUGGCGUAGGUAGAAGUGGAGUAUAGCGGAUUUGCUUAGGUCGAAAGAUACACCAUCCAUUUAUGUAACCUAAUGCCAUAAACCUACUGAAAAUUAGUCCAAUUAUUAAAAUUAAAGCUUUCAAAUUACGUCCCAAUAUACACCGACAAACUAUUGUCGAAGAUAAAGGUCCAGAAUUAUUUAUCUGUCAUCUUUGUCAUCGGCAAAUAUAGUCGGUUAAAAUGUUUCCUGGGUAGGCCCCUAAGCCCGUCUUAGCCGCAGCGCUCGGACCCCUGGUCUGUUCUUACCGCUGUGCUUGGCACAGAAAUACCUUGAGAUUUUUACAGAAUAUAAAAUUUUCACCUUUUUUUCAGAAUUUAUAUAAUUAAAAAAAACCAGUAUUAUGAAGGAAGAAAGACCACCUGAACCAGAAGGAAAAGAGCUUCUAGAUCUCUCCUACCGACCACCUCCUUCUCCUACGCCAGCUAGUAUUCUUCCUACUCCUACUCCAAGUAGUAUUCUACCUACUACUACUCCAAGUAGUAUUUUACCUACUCCUACUCCAAGUAGUAUUCUAUCUACUCCUACUCCUACUCCUGACCAUGGUUCAAGUUUCUGGGAGGAGUUUUUAGAAGAGAGCAGAGCACAUGAGAACUGUACUAUUCUAGCACAAGAUGGGCAGUUCAGAACGCAUAAACUUCUUCUCUAUGAUAUUCCGUUCCUUAGAUCUCUACUUCUUCUAGAAGAUGCCGGGGAUGAAUCUGUAAUCUUACUCCCGGAUUUCUCCAUGGAAGAAGUACAGACUGCCAUGCAGUAUAAUACCGUAUACAAGAAUUAUCUGGCCGAUCUUCUGGACAAUUGCUUCCAGGUGCUUCAAGGUAUAACGCUGCUUUUAAAGUAAAAGGGAGUGGUCGCCAAAAAUGAAAUAUUUAUGACCCAUAG
Eurytemora carolleeae is the source of this 979-nucleotide messenger RNA. RefSeq lists its product as uncharacterized. NCBI's taxonomy places the organism in Eukaryota, Metazoa, Arthropoda, Copepoda, Calanoida, Temoridae. Bases 441 to 938 code for a protein of 165 amino acids. The transcript is spliced from 4 exons. The record is from RefSeq and is a predicted model, not a curated record.